Neurospora tetraspora is the source of this 822-nucleotide messenger RNA. RefSeq lists its product as uncharacterized. The transcript has 3 exons. The record is from RefSeq and is a predicted model, not a curated record. The coding region runs from base 1 to 822 and encodes 273 amino acids. Lineage: Eukaryota; Fungi; Ascomycota; Sordariomycetes; Sordariales; Sordariaceae.
AUGCCAAGCAUCACGACAUUACUGGCUUACUGCGCUCUGUGCGUUCGUUAUGCCAGUAAACCGCUGCGGACCCUGCACGGUAAGGCAGGCUUCCCCAUACUGCACUACCGCGGAUCUGAACUGGACCUUGGGGAAUGCAGGUUGCUGCCCUCUGCUUUGAAUGCACUGUUCUCGCUUCUGGUGAUUUUGGGAAAAUAUGUAGAAGCAGCAGCAGUGCCGCAGGAGCCUCGGUGUAAUCGUUGUUACGAGCACUCCAGCCGGCACCGGGAAAGAACCAUCGAGCCUUCAUCGAAGACGGCAACUCCUGAACGCACACAACCUGAAGUUGGGAACAUGAAAUGGAAAGAACCACACUACCGUAAUUUCUGCCCUGCCCGGCGCUUAAAGAGGGAUAGCUCUAUUGCCAAUUUCCCGAGUUACUACGGUAGUCUGUGUCCUGGCGCCCAUUUACCGACACUCCUUCCCAAACCUCUAGGUUUCCAUGCUUCGGUUUCGAUUUUUCUACAGCAUCAACCACCAACCCUCUCUGACACCUCCUUUCCUCCUUACCCUGGUCAACCCUUUUUCGGCCAGAUUGUUAUGUCCCUCCCGCCUGCCAAUUGUCCUUUCCUGGACUCGCGUUCAAAUUGCGAACAACAAUGUCCAAUCGUGCCCACCCCGUCUGCUCGCCCCGUGACGACACCCUCACAAUUCGCUCCUUCCCGUCCCGUCUACCUUCGGCAAAGUCCCAUGACCGAAGUUGGUGGAGCCGUUCAAGUCUUUCCUGCUUCUUCUGCUGCCUUCCCGAAUGCCUCGCGCCGUAAUGGACCCACAAUCUUUUGA